UACCAACUCUUUUUUUUUUUUUCUUACACUACUAUCACUUGUUUUGAUUUAUUGUUUUUGUACCUUCAAGAUUCAACCAAAAAUGAUGUCUAGCUAGAUAUGGGUUGUCUUCAUCUUUGAAGAACACUUAAGUUACAUCAAAUAUUGUCACCUUCAUAUGUUCAUGUUCAUCUGUUUUUAUUAAUAAAGUUUAAAAAGCUAUCUAGCUAGCUCUUUAAUUAAUUUUGUUGUUCAUUUAUUACCUAAAUUAAGUUUUUGUUUUUCUUAUAAAAAAGAUUCAAUUAAUAAAGAUGAUGUCUGGUGAUGGGUUCUCAUCACCACCUUCUUCCCUCACUUCUUACAUCCAAGAACCAAUUCCAAACCCUAACCCUAGUUCUUCAUCAGCCUCCGCUAAACGAAAGCGUAAUCAAGCCGGUAAUCCAGAUCCAGAGGCUGAGGUGAUAGCCUUGUCACCAACAUCUCUUAUGGCAACGAACCGAUUCGUGUGUGAGAUAUGCAAUAAAGGUUUCCAAAGAGACCAAAAUUUACAACUUCAUAGAAGAGGACACAACUUGCCAUGGAAACUUAAGCAAAGAAACAAAAAUGAAGUGAUUAAGAAGAAAGUUUACAUAUGUCCGGAAAAAACUUGUGUCCAUCAUGACCCUUCUCGAGCUCUUGGAGAUCUCACCGGUGUAAAGAAGCAUUUUAGCCGGAAACAUGGCGAAAAGAAGUGGAAGUGUGAGAAGUGUUCCAAAAAGUAUGCGGUCCAAUCGGAUUGGAAAGCUCAUAGCAAGAUUUGCGGUACUAGAGAGUACAAGUGUGAUUGUGGAACACUUUUUUCAAGGAAGGAUAGCUUCAUAACACAUAGAGCAUUUUGUGAUGCAUUAAUGGAAGAAAAUUCAAGAAUGACAUCGCUUCCGGUGCUUCCAAACAUGGGGAAUUUGGGUUUUCGGAAUGAUUUGAUGAUAAUGAACGGCGGUGGUGGUGGAGGUGGCGGUGCUGGUGAUGCACAAUUCCAAGGUAUGUUUGGUGGUGGUUUAGAGAAUCCUAACCUUGAUGUCAAUGGAGCAAAUAAAUCAAGACUACCAAUUUGGUUAGACCAAAAUGCCAACAAUCCCCACCUUGAAAACCCUAACAAUUCGACAUUCUUGGGGGCGUCUAGUUCGAACAAUUACAACAACAAUAAUGGUGGAAUGCUACCACCAGAAAUGGUGAAUUGGUUGAGUAGAUACAACGGAUUGCCUCAAGGGUUAUCAUCUUUAAAAGAGGAAGAUGAGAACCAAAAAGAAAUGCAAAUGAACUCAAUGUUUAACUAUGGUGGCUCUACGACUCAAAACAACCUCAUGUGUUCAACUCUACCACCACCACCACCACAACCGGUGGCUAACAUGUCAGCCACCGCUCUUUUACAAAAAGCGGCUCAAAUGGGAUCAACAAGAAGCACAAAUUCGGGGGUUUCUGGUGGGAAUGAUACCGGAUUUGGGCUCAUGAGUAGUACAACACUCUCUAGCUUAUCAAGCCCUCGAAAUGGGGAUAGAUUGAUGAUGAUGGCAGCUGCAGCGACCGAUGGAGCACCACAAAGCAAAGGAACAAGUGGCAACGAGUUUGGCGACGGCGAUCUAACGAGGGACUUUUUGGGUGUAGCGAGAAGUGAAAGGGGCGUCUCGUUUAGCUUACAACAAGAGCUAAGCAAAUUCGCUUCAUCAACGAUGGGCUUCAACCAAUUCAAUCGCAGCCAUGAUCAAUAAGAGAAUUGUGGUAUAGUAAGUACUCGAUCGUACAACGUACUUCAAUGACACUUUAGCAUCAUGAAAUUGUAUCGAAUGAUGCUUUUCGGACUUUUAGCUAUGCCUUUUUGAACAUUUUAAUGACUGGCUGUCACAAAAAAAAUUUAAAAAUAUUGUAGUUUUGGAUGGUUUUAAUUGGUAACCUUUUUGCGUUUAAAAAGGUUGCUUUUCAUGAA
Messenger RNA from Erigeron canadensis, 1942 nucleotides. Its product is annotated as zinc finger protein BALDIBIS-like. The transcript has 3 exons. Gene Ontology annotation, cellular component: nucleus. The record is from RefSeq and is a predicted model, not a curated record. Gene Ontology annotation, molecular function: DNA-binding transcription factor activity. Bases 291 to 1727 code for a protein of 478 amino acids. NCBI's taxonomy places the organism in Eukaryota, Viridiplantae, Streptophyta, Magnoliopsida, Asterales, Asteraceae.